AUGCCGGAUGAUGUGUCGCUAUCUCACUGUGAGGGAGCUCAUGAAGAAAGAGAGAGGAAAGAGAUCGAUUCUCAUACUAUUCAACUAAGCUCUCUCUUCCCUUCAUCAUCAUCAUCCUGUGUUCUUUCUUCCAGAGCGUCUAAUACAAAGUCCUCACUGCACGUGACGCACAGACACGGCACGUGCUCGCGUUUAAGCAGUGGCAAAGCCACGACUCCAGACCAUUCCGAGAUCCUCAGACUCGACCAAGCGCGCGUAAAUUCAAUCCACUCGAAACUGUCAAAGAAGCUCACAGACCGAGUCAGACAGAGCCAGUCAACGGAUCUACCUGCUAAAGACGGAAGCACAUUCGGAUCAGGAAACUACGUCGUGACGGUCGGAAUCGGAUCACCGAAGCACGAUCUGUCUCUGAUCUUCGACACGGGCAGCGAUCUGACGUGGACUCAGUGCCAGCCGUGUGUACGAAGUUGUUAUUCCCAAAAGGAACCAAUCUUUAACCCUUCAUCGUCUUCUUCUUACUACAACGUCUCUUGUUCAACGGCGGCGUGUAGUUCUCUCUCCACCGCUACAGGAAGCCCUGGAAGCUGUGAUGCUUCGAAUUGCGUCUACGGUAUUCAAUACGGCGAUCAAUCGUACUCUGUUGGGUUUCUCGCCAAGGAGAAAUUUACGCUAACGAGCUCCGACGUCUUCGACGGCGUUUAUUUUGGCUGCGGCGAGAAUAACCAAGGACUUUUCACCGGUGUCGCUGGACUUCUCGGUCUUGGCCGCGAUAAGCUCUCAUUUCCGUCGCAGACGGCAACGACCUACAAUAAGGUCUUCUCCUACUGUCUGCCUUCGUCCGCUAGCUCCACCGGUCAUCUCACAUUCGGAUCCGCCGGAAUCUCCAGAUCCGUCAAAUUCACGCCGAUUUCCGCUCUCACAGAAGGCACAUCCUUCUAUGGCCUCGAUAUCGUCGGAAUCACCGUCGGCGGUCAGAAAUUGUCGAUUCCUCCAACUGUAUUCUCUACUCCGGGAGCUCUAAUCGAUUCCGGAACCGUCAUUACUCGCCUCCCGCCGAAAGCCUACGCGGCACUGCGAAGCGCGUUCAAGGCGAAGAUGUCAAAGUAUCCGAGUACGUCGGCUGUUUCGAUCCUUGACACGUGUUUCGAUCUCUCUAAAUUUAAGACGGUGACGAUCCCGAAGGUGACGUUCACUUUCAGCGGUGGCGCCGUCGUGGAGCUUGGCUCGAAAGGGAUUUUGUAUCCGUUCAAGAUAUCGCAGGUAUGUUUGGCGUUUGCUGGGAAUAGCGACGACAAUAACGCGGCCAUCUUUGGGAACGUGCAGCAGCAAACGCUAGAAGUUGUGUACGAUGGUGCGGGCGGUCGGGUCGGAUUUGCCCCGAAUGGGUGUAGUUAA
Molecule: messenger RNA, 1395 nt
Organism: Microthlaspi erraticum
Lineage: Eukaryota; Viridiplantae; Streptophyta; Magnoliopsida; Brassicales; Brassicaceae
Source: the annotation of a GenBank genome assembly